This is a messenger RNA of Morchella sextelata, 1170 nucleotides long. RefSeq lists its product as uncharacterized. The record is from RefSeq and is a predicted model, not a curated record. Gene Ontology annotation, biological process: karyogamy involved in conjugation with cellular fusion; nuclear membrane fusion involved in karyogamy. The transcript has 7 exons. NCBI's taxonomy places the organism in Eukaryota, Fungi, Ascomycota, Pezizomycetes, Pezizales, Morchellaceae. Gene Ontology annotation, cellular component: endoplasmic reticulum membrane. Bases 1 to 1170 code for a protein of 389 amino acids.
AUGGCGAGUGAUGUGGUUCCUGAGAUGAAGACUUUUUCCAGCAUCAGCGGAUUUCUAUAUCUCGUUUUAAUUACAAUCACCUUAUUAUCCAAAUCUCUUGCCUUUUCUCUCUCCUUCCCUCGCACCCAAGGAAAGAGUCCUUCUAUCUUAGAGACCCAGACUACAGAUCAUGAAAACGAUGUUCUGUCUGAAGCUCUCUCCCGAGCAUUUCCUCCCUCUCAUGGCCAUAACCCAGCCUAUGUAGCAGCUCUUGCCGUUUUCCGUGAUCUUGAAUCGAAAACAUCCUGCCACAGGACUGCUGCAGCAUCCCUAGUUUCCGAUUGCAGCACCAUCGAAGGUAAAAACGAUAUUCUUAAGAUCACCUACGCAGCUCAGCUUGCCGUUUGUGAGUUCGAGGCUACCGGAAUCAAGUUUCCCCGGGAAUGCCAGAGUACGGAUGGCAGCCCGUUGCGGGAGACAAGAGUUAUGGAGUGCGUCAGGAGAUUGGAGGAGCGUCCGCAGUGGUGGACUACACUCAGUAAUAAUAUACAAAGUGCUGUUGUUAUGUGCUCUGCGGUUAGGCAUGAGGUUGAGAAAGAUGAGAUUCUGAUUCUCCAUAAGAAUAUAACCAAGACUCAAAAGUCUCUAUUCUCGGCAUUAUCUACGUCUUUAGAGGAGGCUUGGGAGUCGAUAACAGCACAGAAAAGCUUCGGGGGGAUCUGGAAAACCACAUUGAAUGGCGUGUUGGAGGACCUUGCUGAGACUAAGGGGAAGGUUAUGGACGCACUGAGGGAUGCCGGAGCCAAUGCUACCGGUAUCAUUAAAAAUUUGACCCAAGAACUAGAGGUGAGAAGGGAAGAACAAAUACGGACAGUUAGUGAGCUGAAUCAGUUUAUCCUUGGGGCGAUAAAUAAAUUCGAAGAGUUAGGGGAACGUUCAGAAAAAAUGACGGAGGUGGUUGAGACAGCGAUGGUAGAUCUAUCCACUGAUGUUAACGUAAAGAGAGGGGCUAUCGAACAGAGCUUGCAUUUAAUUCAUCGGAUUAGUUCUCAAUUUUAUGUUGACUUCAACUCGUCGAUUAAUAAUAUGCUGCGUACAGUUGACAAUCUCUCAACUAGAAUAAUCGACUCAUCUGUGAAGCUUGAAACUCUUGCCAAUACGUUUGAAUCACAUUCAUCGGUGACUUUUUGA